AUGCAUGGUAACCGCGCCAACAGCACAAACAACGACGAUGGCGAGAGAGGCCGUGACAAGCUCCUCGCGCCCCUCUCCCUGCCCAAGAACCGCAGCACCAGCAACCUCGCCCUCUCAGCUGACCCCGAUCGCAGCCGCUAUCGCAUGUCCUUUGAGGGCUCGUCAUCUGCCGCCCCCGACCAUGACUUGAUGACCAGGCCUUCGCCCGUUGCCGACCACGAACAUGGCCUGGGACUAUCCGGUCUGCGCCGCAUACGGCAGCAUCCACCCUCACGCAACCCAACCAUGCCAAACUCCAACGCUUCCUCUCGUAGCCCGUCCGUCGUAACUCUCUCCCGCUCGACCUCGAUGAGUGCCACCCUUGCCACCCCCGCGCCGCUCUCCUCCUUCUCCGCCUCCCCGGCCUCUCCCAGCUUUUCCGAAGACCUCUCCCGCUUCCCGACCGAGUCGCUGCAUUCCUUCUCCUUUGCCCACCAGUCUGAAGACUUUCUUCACAACCGUCAAAAUGUCCUCAAACGCUCACUCGAAUUCAUAAAGGACCGCUUGGGCAUGCCUUUAACCGCCAACCAGGUUGGGUUGGCUAGCGCUCAGGCCAGAGUCACUGGCGACUUGGAGGCCCAAAAUAUGCUCGAAAUGCUCGCCAAGGCCCAAAUCAUCGGCGCCAGCAACCUACCCAACCCAGAUGCUUCCUCCGCCAUCCCCCCGCUUACCGGGCCCCCGGACAUGUCUGGAGAGAACAUCUUUGAGAAGCAAUUUACUCCCAAUACGCUCAGCGCAGACCCUACUAUCAUACACGAGGAGCCUGAGGAGCUUUCCACGUCGCCCAAGUCCCUCCGCCCAGUAUUGAAUAAGGAAGAUCAGCAUAACUCACAACAGUCGAAUCAAACACGUUCAAAUGAAAGCAACGUACAAAAGUCGAGCAAAAUAGCUACAGACGAAAGCAACACACAAAAGUCGAGUCAAAUACCUUUAGACGAGAGCAAGACGACAAGCACCACGUCACCGCCCACUUCGCGGCCAACGAGCCUCAAACGCACAAUGACGGAUACCCUUUCCGUAGCUCUCAAGGACAAGCUGAUCGAUACCAUGGCCCAGCCAUUCAUGGCUGGCUCGACAUUGCAUCAAGAGUCGAGUCUUUCACCAAUCCCUACCCAUCAACACUUGCCGUCCCAAAAUUUUCCAGGUGCCAUGAACCCUGCCGUGCAUGGACACACCAACAGAUGGGUUCCCGCCGCCCAAGCCAUCUUCACCACCGAAGCCAAACCUCCUUGGACCAUCCUCGCCGCCAACGAUCUUGCUUGCCUAGUAUUUGGAGUCACCAGAGCCGAAGUUCGAAAGAUGGGUAUUUUGGAGGUUGUCCAAGAGGAGAGACGAGCCUGGCUUGAACGAAAGCUGCUAGACAAGGAUGUUAGCGAGGGGAUGCCGGAAACUACCGCCGACCUGUCGCCUGCAAGCUCAGCCGCAAGUGUACUUCUUGGUGGACGCUCUGGAAUCACUGCACAACUAUUGGGCAAGCCAAAUUCGAGAUCACAAACACCUCAGCCUCCGCGGAGAGCUCAAACUGUUCAUAGUGGCGAUAUGGAGCCGCCAAAGCCAUGCGGUACCGAUGCGCAUCGUAGCUCAGGUUCCCGAGGCGUUUUGCUCUGUGGUGAUGUUGUUCCCAUCCAGAAGCGUAAUGGACUCACCGGUUCUGCCAGUCUAUGGGUCAAGGAAAAACGUAGCGGCUUGAUUUGGGUCCUUGAAGAGAUACACGAAGACGUCGCCACUAUCGAACUCGACGAAGAGGGCGUCGUCAAAUACGUGACUGGCGCUACCGAAACCAUUUGGGGCUUCAAAUCUGUCAAGCCGGGUAUUGAUAUUGCGAACCUGAUCCCACGAAUUCCCCGGCAAGGUUUCGAUCCAACUCAGGGUGAGAUUGAUUUUGCCCAAACACGGAAGCGACGCUUCUUCACCUGUCCCAACUAUCGAAAAGUCAACAUUCCCUGCACUGUCGAACAAACUCAAGGCAAACUCGAGCUCAGAGUUUCCACCUUCCCCCACAUGGCUGGCAUCAUCGUCGUCGACCCCACCAACUUUAACAUUCGCAGUUCCAAUUCAGCCUUUAGUGGCGCACUCUUUGGCUUUGAGAAACCUGCAGGCACGUCCAUCAAUACCUUGAUUCCUGGCUUUAAUAAGAUUAUAAAUACCCUUACCGAGGAAGACGGCUUGCAACUUCUCGACGGUAUGGUCAUUCCAGAGCAUCGCUUCAGAAGGGCUGCUGCCUUUACCGCAAUCAAAGAACACAGGCCCAACGCCGCGGCGUCAUUUUUGCAACCCAACGGACUGACUGCGAAGCACCGCGACGGCUCUGACCUCAAUAUUGACGUUCAAAUGCGCAUUGUUGAGAGUGAAAAACAGACCGAAGUUUCGCACGAGAUUAUUGAAGAGGCCGUCGACGACGACCACACAGACAUUUCCUCGACGCAACCACACACUGAAAUGGUUUUUGCUCUCUGGAUCACAUACUCUAGACACAUUCAUGCAGUUACCAACGUCUUAGACCCAGCCAAGCGUAUACCUUCGGGCCCGCCAACGCCGCUGCAUCAACCUUCACCCGGCCAGACACCUAUUCACACACCCAUGCUUCUAUCGGACAAUGAAGCCGAGGCCGACGAGCCGCAAGUACCUUCCGCCUCGCCCUCCAGCAUGUCGAAAAUUAAGGAUGCAGCGCUGAAUGCCGCGGCAAGACUCACGGGCCAGAAUAGAUUAUCGCCCAAGGCAGCCGUCGCUAAUCCAGUCUUGACAGCUGCAGAGGAAGAGCCUCGCAAGGCGACCAUAGACGACUACACCAUUUUGGAAGAAAUGGGCCAAGGUGCCUACGGUCAAGUGAAGCUUGCUAGGAACAAACGAAAUGGCAAAAAGAUGGUACUAAAGUACGUCACAAAGCGACGUAUCCUGGUUGACACCUGGACGCGCGACCGAAAACUCGGCACUGUACCGCUAGAAAUUCACGUCUUGGACUAUCUUCGCAAACCCGAGUUUCGACACCCCAACAUUGUCGAAAUGGAGGGUUUCUUUGAGGACGACAUCAACUACUACAUUGCCAUGGUGCCCCACGGACUGCCAGGCAUGGAUCUGUUUGACUAUAUCGAGCUGCGCUCCAACAUGGAGGAAGCUGAGUGCCGCAGCAUCUUUUCGCAGGUAGCGCAAGCUAUUCACUUUUUGCAUACCAAAGCUCUGGUUGUGCACCGCGACAUCAAGGAUGAGAAUAUCAUCCUCGACGGCGAGGGCAACAUUAAACUCAUCGAUUUUGGCAGUGCCGCCUACAUUAAGAGCGGACCGUUUGAUGUUUUUGUUGGCACCAUCGAUUACGCUGCCCCCGAAGUCUUGGCUGGAAAGCCCUAUGGCGGCAAACCGCAAGACGUGUGGGCGCUGGGCAUUCUCUUGUACACCAUUAUUUACAAGGAGAAUCCCUUCUACAGCAUUGAUGAGAUUAUGGACCACGACCUGCGCGUGCCGUUUACCAUGAGCCCCGAGAGCAUUGACCUCAUCCGGUGCAUGCUCAACCGCGACCUGCCCCAGCGCGCCGACAUUGCGCAAGUACUGGAGCAUCCCUGGUGCAAGGGCGCCUCGCUGAAGAAUUAA
This is a messenger RNA of Beauveria bassiana ARSEF 2860, 3624 nucleotides long. RefSeq names its product serine/threonine-protein kinase ppk6. Lineage: Eukaryota; Fungi; Ascomycota; Sordariomycetes; Hypocreales; Cordycipitaceae. The record is from RefSeq and is a predicted model, not a curated record. Gene Ontology annotation, molecular function: ATP binding; protein serine/threonine kinase activity. The transcript has 4 exons. Gene Ontology annotation, cellular component: cytoplasm; cytosol; nucleus. The coding region runs from base 1 to 3624 and encodes 1207 amino acids. Gene Ontology annotation, biological process: intracellular signal transduction; protein phosphorylation; negative regulation of glycogen biosynthetic process.